Messenger RNA from Ceraceosorus bombacis, 2169 nucleotides. The record is from the annotation of a GenBank genome assembly. NCBI's taxonomy places the organism in Eukaryota, Fungi, Basidiomycota, Exobasidiomycetes, Ceraceosorales, Ceraceosoraceae.
AUGUCCCAUCAGCGAACAGCCUCCCAGAGCAGUGCUGUCUCGGUGGGCAGUGCGACCUCUUCCGGAUCUCUCGGCACGUCAAUACCCGCUCUUCAUUCCCAGAUUCGUCAAUUGCGCACCGAGCUCGAGACGCUUCGAGCAGCACACGAUGCGCUUCUCGCACGCUCCGUUUCCGAAGAAGGCACCAAUGGGCCGCUGAACGCCGCUCAGGCUCGCAUCUCAGCUCUAGAGACUCAGGUGGAGAUGGAAAAGAGCCUCAGAGAAGAUGAAGAGGCCAAGGUUCAGGAUCUGAGACUUCGGGCUGAAGAAUCUAGGAGAGCCAUCAUGCGCCUCCAAGGCGAAGCUGCUGGCACCAAAAAAGACAACAGGAGGAGCGUCGGUCCUUCCAGCUUGGCAAAUUGGGUGCCACCUUCUUCGGCUGGGUAUGAUCGGGACAGCUUCAAAAUUGCCCCUACCUCGGGCGCUGUCGGCACCGGCGGUGCUAAUGGCAAUACCAGUUCUAGCACGGUAGACGAGGAAGAAAAGCUCGCUAGAAGACGCAGCAAGCGCGCAUCGUUGGCAUUUGGAGCUAGCGCCGCGGGCAGGUCUGGAUUUGGACCAGCUUCGAGCUCUCUGAUCGGCAUUGGUCACCGUCGCACAGCGAGCGGAGGAACGGAGGAUUCUGUGGGUGGAGGAGCUGGCGGCCUGCGAGAGCUUCGACUCGGCGGAACGGGUGGAAAUGCUGCGCUCGCACCCGAAAGUGCCGCGACGGGAGGAGGCAACAGCCGUCGGAGCAGUGCUCAUAGCAUGCUAUCGCCUGCCGGGUCGCACGCCGAGCUGGCUGGCACCUCACCCUCUGAUGGUCUCACGGUUCCCAUCCGGCCUUCCCCUUCUCCAAGUCCCAGCAACAUGACGAGCCCCAUUUUGGAGGACGAAGCUGAGCACUCUAUACUUCUCGCCGAGGAGUUCCCCGGAGGUGCUGAUAUGGAGGGCGAUGGUCCCACGCCCACUACGGCUCGCGCACCUGGAGCAGGACCCCCCUCCGCAACAGGAGGUCUAGGUACAGGCACAGGCGUACGCGCACUUGCUGAGGCGCAGGGCAAACUUCGAGCUCGCGAGUCUGAGUUGGAUCACGCGCGAAAAGAAGUCAGAAAGCUCAAGGAGCUUCUGCAAGAAAGCACGGAAGCUAGAGAUGCGUCCGAGUUGUGCCUCAAAGCUCUUCGGCAGUUCAUCGCUGAUGGUGGAGCUGCAGGGGGAUCAGGAGUACCUAGCAGCGACCCUGGAAUCAGUCCCACGGAUACAGCUAUCAAAUUACCGCCCCUGCCUACCGAUAAAGAUAUUGGUGACGAAGAGGGCACCAGUCCGAGCAAACGGCAGGUCGCUGCUGCUUCUACCUGGGGCGCUAGAUUCGGAAGUGCAUUUGCAAGGACUAAGAGCGAUACUCCAGCCGCCCUGCCAUCUGUCCCUCCGACGCCAACCGGACCGGACGCGUACACCAAGAUGCUGGAUACGCCAGGUCGUACAAUCAGUGCCAGUAGCGCUAAUGGCCUGCGCUCCCCGCCAGCUGCAGCCUCUGGUGGUCUCUCGCUUGCUGGCAUGUUCUCCCGAGGUGGUAGCACAGCUGCCAAUGGACCCGUUUCACCGGGCGUUUCAGACGUCGGUAGUAACAAGAAUCGAGAAAGUGUGACCAGCAUCGUCUCGGACGCCUCAACUGGUACGGGAGCUGCAAGCACCGCCGCUACGGAGCCUGAAGCGAGCCUGACUGCGCCCCCACCUGCAGUCACUCGAGGUCUUAGCAGCUGGUUCUCCAAACGCGCAUCCACAGCUACACCUUCAACGAGCAACUCGGCCUCUGCAGACUUGGCAUCGAGCAAAGCAAGCGAGAAUGGCGCUACGAGCCUCGCCUCGCCCCCUUUCGCCUCAUUGGAUCACUCCCAGUUGCACCGAGUGACGUCCAGCAAUGCUUCUUCGCCACCCAACUCGGCAGGCGCUGCAGGAAACGCCCUGCUUCUAGCAUCGGGUCUGCCUGCUUCUCCUCAGCCCAACAACGAGUCCGCCACACAACAACAAGGAGCCACGCUGGGCGUCAAGCCUCCGCAUGUCGAGCUGAGCGAGAGGGCUAAACGUACAGCUAGCAGGACCAGCUUUGUUGCCGAGGACGAUGGCUUUGUCGGACCCUCGUUCACAUGA